Molecule: messenger RNA, 1125 nt
Organism: Penicillium hordei
Lineage: Eukaryota; Fungi; Ascomycota; Eurotiomycetes; Eurotiales; Aspergillaceae
Exons: 2
Coding region: 1-1125 (374 amino acids)
Biological process (GO): methylation
Molecular function (GO): methyltransferase activity
Source: RefSeq, a predicted model, not a curated record
AUGGCGACAGUUAAUUCAAGCCAAGCACAGAUGGAUGUCCCAGCUCCCCUGCCUGGUAGCCAACCCAACAGCCCUCAGCCGACUGAGGACCUUACGGAAGAUGUUGCUGAAAAGAGCAGAUCUGUUGUACCCUACCUACUAGAAAAUAGUCCAGAAUUCCGAGAACUCAGUGAUGUGAGACAGCAGGGAUGGGACGCCCCAGAAGGCGACAAAUAUUUUGAGAACCUUCGUCAAAAUGCGGAUAAGUCGGACAAAAAGACGGCGACUUACUUCUAUAAGUUUAUGAACACAAUCGGACACGAACUUGACAAAGCCACCAAUGCCUUCAAAAUCCAACCAGUUGAUUCAACUCCACCUGCGAUUCUCGAUAUCUGCAUGGCCCCCGGUGCAUUUCUCGAGAUAGCAUUGAAAAAGAACCCAGGCUCACACGCUCUGGCUUUUAGCUUGCCUGUCUCCUGUGGAGGGUAUAGGAGCCGUCUGGCAAGCGGCUUGAAUGUCAAGCAAGUAUUUCUCGACGUGACUAUGCUUGCUGCCGACAUGGGUGUAGACCAGAUCCCUGGGGGCCAUGAAGAUUCUGAAAACUUUUUGCCCCGGCAACUUGACGAAGGUCGGCUUUUCGAUUUCGCCAUAUGUGACGGUCAGGUCUUAAGGCAGCAUUCACGCGCUCCAUAUCGAGAGAGCCGGGAAGCGAGAAGACUGGCCGCCACGCAGCUCGCUCUGGGUCUCCAGCACCUUAGACCUGGUGGCACUCUGAUCGUUCUUCUUCACAGACUUGAAGCGUGGAACAUAGCCAACCUCAUUUGGAUGUUUCACAAGAUCUCCCUGGUUCGGCUUUUUAAGCCAAAGAAAGGUCACGCCAAGCGCUCGUCCUUUUACAUGGUUGCUACCAAUGUGGAAAGCCAACACCCAGAGGCUGUCGAAGCAGUCAGGCGGUGGAAGGAAAUCUGGCGGAUUGCUACAUUUGGCUCCGAUGAAGAGUAUGGCGAGAUGACCUUGGAUAAAGACCAAUCUGUAGAAACAUUGGUCGAGGCUUUCGGGCCCAAACUCGUGAAAUUGGGCAAGCCAAUAUGGAAGACACAGGCAAAUGCCCUGGCUAAGGCUCCAUUCAUGAAGAAGCCAAAGUGA